CUCUUAUGUUGGUGUUUAGGACGGAUCAAACCGAUCAGGAAACAUGGCGAGCGAAUUGGGUCUAGACGAAAACGUUCUGAGGAAUUCUAUGCCGGAACAUGAAGAGAAUUCGAACAAUGAGUUCAAUCAAAAAGAAAACACGCCCAGAUGGGGGCCACAGCACGCGGGGGCGAAGGAGUUGGCAAGCCAUACACAGCCGGGGAAACGGCUUCAGGAGACAAUCUGUGUUGUAUCUACAAUAGGCCUGAUGUGUUUCAAUGCCAUCAAUUUGGUCAUUUACUUCAAGGGCGAAAAUUGGGUUGUAAUCUUAGGCGCUGCAGUGCUGGGAAUCUUGAGUGCUGAUUUCCUGAGUGGUCUGGUACACUGGGGUGCUGACUCAUAUGGUUCUGUGGAAGGCCUUAUUGGAAAGUCAUUCAUCAGACCGUUUCGGGAGCACCACAUAGAUCCAACAUCAAUCACUCGCCAUGAUUUCAUCGAAACAAAUGGGGAUAAUUUUGCCGUUGUGCUUAUACCAAUGGCCUCGAUGGCUUACAAGUUCUGCACAUACACCACGGCAGAGAUCCAUGACUCCUAUAAUUGGUCCAUGUAUGUCUUCCUCCUGGCUAUAUUUGUCAGCGUGACCAACCAGUGUCACAAAUGGUCUCACACCUAUUUUGGACUUCCAAAAUGGAUAACUUUGCUUCAAGAUUUCCACAUAAUAUUGCCACGGAAACACCACAGGAUUCACCAUGUUGCCCCUCAUGACACAUACUUCUGCAUAACAACGGGCUGGCUUAACUAUCCAAUGGAAAAGAUCGGCUUCUGGACGCAUCUGGAGGCUUUGAUUGAAUGCGUUUCUGGUCACAAGCCACGUGAGGAUGACUUGAAGUGGGCAAAGAAGCAAUGAUCUUAGUGAUACAUGUCUAGAUACUUAAUAAAAUUUUUAAUGCAUGUAAGUGGGUGUCAUUUCUGUUUUUUAUUAUUUUUCUAUGUUGAUAUUUUAAAAGCUUGGUUUGUAUGUUUUUAUUACUGGUUGAUCUUAGUUGUUACCAAGAAUCCCCAAAUUGGUGUUCAAUAUUGUAAACUUUGCCUUAUGUACUGUUCCCAGUAAGUUUCAAAUCCGUGUACCUAAUUAAUGUACAAACAAGAAAGAGUGUCCAACUGAUUAGAUUGUUAAUAAAAAAAAAAUUGAUACAUUAUUAAUCAGCUUUGUUAUGUUAAGGGCAUCUGCUGUUUAAAGCUAGUAUCUUUAUACAGAACACAUGUUUACAUACCUUUUCAUCAUGCUUCUUUUAAUUGGAAAUAAUAUCAAACAAAAUGUUUGCUGUCUACACUCAGCUCUAAACGGUUGAAACCAUUAAUUCUAAAAAUUACUAGACUAAUGUAUGUUUAGUAGCUUUUGUCUGAAAAUGCUGUUAAUUUGUUGGACAUGAUUUGUCUCAGCAACAACAUAAGAUAUUUGUGUUUGAAUGUAUGUCUUAUCUCUGGAAAUAAUGGAUAUUUCGCAGCAUGUAUUUGCUUCAAAUGACACACUAUCUAUCCAUGUAUUUUGUUUGUUCAUUAUUUUAUGUGAUUUUGAUGUUGUUUCAUACAUUAAUUGUAAAUGCUCUUUUGCAUUUUUUGCUGCAUAUUUUGCAAUGUGUUGAGCUUAUCCAUAGGUAAGAAAGAGGCAAAUGAAGUAAAAAGUGUGGCCAUUUAGGUGUAUUUGAAGAAAUAGUGAUAAAAAACAAAAUGGUAGUAAAUUGGGUGUUUCGAAAAUUAAAAGUUUAGUUCUACAUGUACAUACACACUUGCUAUAUAAAAGGAAAAAGUCUUUGAAAUGUGAAUUUUGUAUUAACAACACAUGCAUUGCAUCAUUUGUCUAAGAUGAUAUUGUCAAAACAGUUUUAUUAAAACUUUGUAUAAUUAUAAUUUAAUUUAGUAAUUGUUCUCAUUUUAGGAUGAAUUAGAGUCGACUUAGACUCCAAUAGAGAUAUUUGUUUUGAACCAGAAUUCUGCGGUGUAUUUUUUUUUAAGGUGUUAUUACCUUUUUCAUGUUAUUGAAAAGAAAAAUUUAAGCCAUGUUUUUGUGAGUUUGUUUCCAUCGUGCUAUCAAAGUGUGAUUUGUUAAAGACUUCUUCACUUGUUAAGAUACAUAAAAUGUCACCAUAGCCUGAUGCUUAUUUACGAAAUGAGCUUAUAAGUUUAUGCAUGCUACAUGUACUUGUUAGUUUUGUAUACAAUGUAAAGUAUUAAUUGAUGUAUUUUUAUAAGAGCCUUAUUUUCUUACAUUUUUUCUGCUUUACAUGAUUUUAAUUAUUAUUUACCCUGCAUGUCUUGCAGUUGGUUGAAUGCCAACAUUCUACGUCCUUGCAAACAUAAAACACACUUAUUUUUAAUAUCUCUUGAAAGGGCAAAGUAUAUGUGAUUCUUCUGUGAUGCCACGCACUUAAGAUUGUAUGGACUGUAACUUUGUAAGUUUUUGACAUCUGGAAAAACAUAUUAGUAAGCAAAAAAUAAGGUUUGAUUCAAUAUCAAGGAUUAAGAUGAAUACAAUCAAACUAAAAAAUGUUGUCCUGUCAGGUAAGACAUUGGAUUGGAAGUGUUCUACUUAGAUUAUGACUAUAGUUGUGUUGUCUUCUUAUUGUCAUGCUUAAGUGGUUGCUUGUUAUCAAGAGCAUGGUGAUCAAAUUGUUAUUCUUAUUAUGAAUUUCAAUAUAUUGGGACUAAUACUGACUUGUAAAUAUUUAUUCCUUAUAGGCAACACUUGCAUAGCUAAACAUCUUUUUCCUACAUUGUUGUAUGCUUAUACAUCUUAGCCAUACCAAAUUGGUACAUGAAAAUAUUAUUCAGUUAAAAAUUUGUUCAGACAAAUAAUGAGUGUGUUUUAGUUUGUACAAGAAAUUGAUAUUGAUACGAGUACAUGAUGAUGGCUUGAAACUGGGUCAUCAUGCAGAGUGACAGAAUAUCUUACUCUAUUUACCUCAUUUGCUAAUAUUUUUAGAAUGGUUGUACCGGUACUUAUGAAUGUUCAUUACCCACAAUAUGUUAAAUUAAUAUUCUGUAUUUGUGUGAUUUUAUAUACACAGUACUAGGGUUUUUGACUUGAUAAAAAAUAUAUUAACAUGUUUAAUUGAAAGCUUUCAUGAAGUGAAUGUUGUUAAUUUGUCUGAUAAUAUAACAGUAUUAUUUUUGUACUUGAAAUUCAGAAAAUAUAAAUAUAACAUUACACCAAUAUUCAAAUGAAUGUAAUCUUUCAUAGGUCACCAACGGGUGCCUACAAAUUAGUACAUGAUUUUGCUACAGUUGACAUGUCACAAAUGAAUGGAAUGCUUUUUUAAAUACCCAUAAUGAUAAAAGAAGGAUUCGUUAUAGAGCAUUUUAACAGGGUAGUAUAUUUUAACCUUCCUCUCUUUAUAAUGAUAACACAUGGUUACAUGAUACAGGUAUGUGAAGUUAUUUUACACUUACCCAACUGAAGAUGAAAAUACUCAUCUUAACAUAGAAACAACUUUUUUCACGUGCUGUUUUCACAACAAUAAAUUGCGUACGUACAGUUUGGUAGCACUGGUUCACAAGUAUGAAAUCACCACACGUGAUUGUUGUUCACGGAAUUGUAGCCUAAAUGCCUUAUAUGCUCUGUGUUAUGUGUUUGUUACUACUUGUAUUGUGCUACCAUCAAUCUCAAAUUUUCUUAUAAGAAUCGAUGUCUAAAAUACUAUUUACAUGGUCAAUAUUCCCGCAAAAUCGCUUUUCACUAUGAUCAAUAUAUUGUAAUUCCUUGUAUGAAAUACAUUGUAGUAAAUUU
Molecule: messenger RNA, 3766 nt
Organism: Dreissena polymorpha
Lineage: Eukaryota; Metazoa; Mollusca; Bivalvia; Myida; Dreissenidae
Product: plasmanylethanolamine desaturase-like
Exons: 5
Coding region: 44-886 (280 amino acids)
Molecular function (GO): oxidoreductase activity
Source: RefSeq, a predicted model, not a curated record